AUUAAACGAGCUCCGAGUAUUAGCGUGUUCCUAUGCGGUAACUUCCGGCGCGGUCAGGCCUGGCUAAUCGAGCGCUCCGCUCGCCGCGUCCGCUCACGCGGAGCUUCAGGGGCCCGAGCGACGUCGGAACCUCCAGCCAUGGCGUCUCUGCGCGCCAAGGACGCCUACCUGCAGGACCUGGCCAGCCGGAUCUGCGCGCGGCCCGGACCGGAGCGGCCAAGGCGGGAGCGCGCUGUCAAGACAAAAGGCUCUGAAGCCUCAGAACCCCCCAAAAAGAAAGGGAAAAAAGCACAAAAGAAAGCCAGGGAGCGGAAGCAGGGGGCUGCAGAGCACAAGACCAAGGCCCUGGGGAAGAAAUCACCCCUUACUUCUGGGACCAAGAAGCCAGCAGCAGCCAAACAGGAGGAGGCUUCCAGCUCCACAGAAUCCCCUGCAGAUGGCCAGGCCACAGGGCCUGACUCUGUCUUUGCUCUGGAUUUUCUGCGACAGCGGCUGCAUGAGAAGAUCCAACAGGCCCGGAGCCAGGGCAGCAGCAGGGAGCUCUCUGCUGCCACUCUGGAGAAAAGGCGGAGGAGGAAGCAGGAGCGGGACCGGAAGAAGAGGAAGCGAAAGGAGCUGAGGGCGAAGGAGCAGGCUGCGAAGGCUGAGGAGGAGAAGGCUGCCGAUGCGUCCCCAGAAGUGGCCUGCACAGAGCCACAGGAACCGGGGCUGAUCUUUAAUAAGGUGGAGGUGAGUGAGGAGGAGCCGGCCAGCAGGGCCCAGCGCAGGAAGGAGAAGCGGCAGAAGGUGAAGGGGAACCUGACGCCGCUGACCGGCAGGAACUACCGGCAGCUGCUGGAGCGCCUGGAGGCUCGGCAGGGCCGCCUGGAGGAGCUGCGAGAGCGGGACUCGGGCAAGGCCCAGGAACUGGAGGCCAAGAUGAGGUGGACCAACCUGCUGUACAAGGCGGAGGGCGUCAAGAUCCGAGACAACCAGCACCUGCUGCAGGAGGCCCUGAAGCGCAAGGAGAAGCGCCGGGCACAGCGGCAGCGGCGCUGGGAGAAGCGCUCGGAGCAUGUGGUGGAGAAGAUGCAGCAGCGGCAGGACCGGAGGCGCCAGAACCUGCGCAAGAAGAAGGCGGCCAGGGCUGAGCAGCGUCUGCAGAAGGCACGCAGGAAGGGCCGUGUGCUGCCCCAGGACCUGGAGCGCGCUGGCCUCUCCUGAGCCGCCUGCCCUGCGCCCCCUCCCCUGCUGGGCAUCUUCUCCCCGGCUGCCACCUCCCUCCUGAGGCUUGACCCUCCAGGUGGUAUGCGACCUGGUGCAGGUCUAGUCUCUGGGUCCCCGUACCUAGUGGACAUUUACCGCCCACAGCUGUUGUGAAGGCUGGGGUCAUCUGCCAAAGAGAAUGCUUCAGUGUCACCUUGAGCGGGGCCACCACCGACCUUCAGUCCCUACUGAAGGGCCAACCAGAUCUAUGCCCAUGUAUGUGAGGGGGGAUGGCUUCCUUGGUGUCCAGAGUUGGGGAAGCAGGAGGGAUUGAGGUGAGGCACUCCAUUGGCCCCUUCCUGCCCACCUGUGCUUCUGGUGGACACAGUAGAGCAAAAGGCCCUGGCCAGCUGCUUCUCUAGUCCACUAGUGCCUGGAAGGAGGGGAACCCAGAGGACUUCCUGGGAGAGUCUAGGUGCGAUAGGGGGUGCCUUGGGCCGGAGCUCCAGGGCCACCUUGCUCUGCCUGGCCACUUUGCCUUUCGGUCUAAUUUCCUUGUCAACCUCAGUAAUACUUGAACCAACAUCCAGCUCAAAACUCAGAGGGCAGAAAGUACCUUCCCAGAUGCAGUGGUUGAUGCCUUCAGGAUCCUAGAGUCGGGGCAGAAUGGCUCCUGGGGGUGGAGGGUUAGAGGCAGGCCUGCUGCUGCAAGCCACCGUUGGGGGAAGCAACCUGGACUUAGCACAGCAAGCAGACUCCAGCUGUCUUCAGAAAGCGCUGGUUUUCCUUUGCUGCACUUGGGUCAGCCAGAGAAAGUGACUCGUGGCCCAGAAAUAACAGGUUUUCAUAGGAUUUUUUCAUGUCUUUCUGGUAGUAACCAUAUUGGGUUUGCGACAACAUAGAUGUGUAUGUGCCUUUUAUCACAUGCUAUUUAAACUGUUACAAAAGCAGGUAUUUCUGGCAAGUGUGGGCAAGGGUUGUGACAGUCUGAGGAACCCUGUUGAUGCCAGUACAGUCCAGCUGUUUUAGCAAACACUGUAAAUAAGAUCA
This is a messenger RNA of Nannospalax galili (Upper Galilee mountains blind mole rat), 2235 nucleotides long. RefSeq names its product surfeit 6 (gene Surf6). Gene Ontology annotation, biological process: ribosomal large subunit biogenesis; ribosomal small subunit biogenesis. Bases 139 to 1203 code for a protein of 354 amino acids. Gene Ontology annotation, cellular component: nucleolus. Lineage: Eukaryota; Metazoa; Chordata; Mammalia; Rodentia; Spalacidae. Gene Ontology annotation, molecular function: DNA binding; RNA binding. The record is from RefSeq and is a predicted model, not a curated record. The transcript has 5 exons.